This is a messenger RNA of Phoenix dactylifera (date palm), 1604 nucleotides long. RefSeq names its product nucleosome assembly protein 1;2-like. Gene Ontology annotation, cellular component: nucleus. Lineage: Eukaryota; Viridiplantae; Streptophyta; Magnoliopsida; Arecales; Arecaceae. The record is from RefSeq and is a predicted model, not a curated record. Gene Ontology annotation, biological process: nucleosome assembly.
GGCUUCCCCCCACCAGUAUAUAAACCGGCCUUGCCUCCCCUUUCUAUCCCCCUCUUUUCCUCGCCUCCAUAUCCCCCUCUCUAGGGUUCCUCUCUCCCUCUCUCAUCUCGGCGGAGGCGAGGCGACGACAAUGAGCAACGACAAGCAACAGGACAACAUCAAUCUCUCUGAUCUCGGUUCCGCUCUGCCUGCCGUCACUCCAGCUAUGGGCGCGGAGGACCGAGCCGGUCUUGUUAAUGCUCUCAAGAACAAACUCCAGAGCCUGACAGGGAAGCGCUCUGAUGUGCUGGAGACCCUCUCGCCGAAGGUCAGGAAGCGCGUUGAGGUGCUGAGGGAGAUCCAGGGCCAACAUGAUGAACUUGAGGCAAAAUUUUUUGAGGAAAGAGCUGCUCUUGAAGCUAAAUAUCAGAAACUUUAUGAGCCACUAUACAGCAAGAGGUAUGAGAUUGUGAAUGGAUUGGCUGAAGUUGAAGGUGUUACAAAUGAACAUGUAGAGGAAAAUCCAAGUGAAGAUAAAGCUAGUGAAGAAAAAGGUGUGCCAAAUUUUUGGCUUGCUGCUAUGAAAACAAAUGAAGUGCUGGCUGAGGAGAUUCAAGAGCGUGAUGAGGGAGCUCUCAAGUAUCUAAAGGAUAUCAAAUGGUCCAGAAUUGAUAAUCCUAAGGGUUUCAAGCUUGAGUUUUUCUUUGAUCCUAACCCUUAUUUCAAGAAUUCCAUCUUGUCAAAAACAUAUCACAUGAUUGAUGAAGAAGACCCAAUCUUAGAGAAAGCAAUAGGGACUCAAAUUGAAUGGUUGCCAGGGAUGUGCUUGACUCAGAAGCUUAUGAAAAAGAAGCCCAAGAAGGGUUCAAAGAAUGCCAAGCCCAUCACCAAAACUGAAGAUUGUGAAAGUUUUUUCAACUUCUUUAACCCACCACAAGUCCCAGAUGAUGAUGAGGAUAUUGAUGAAGACACUGCUGAGCAGCUACAGAGUCAAAUGGAGCAAGAUUAUGAUAUUGGGUCCGCUAUUAGAGACAAAAUAAUUCCUCAUGCUGUUUUGUGGUUCACGGGGGAGGCUGUUCAGGGGGAUGAUUUUGAAGACUUAGAAGAUGAUGAUGAAGAUGAAGAUGGGGAGGAUGAUGAAGAUGAAGAAGAGGAUGAGGAGGAGGAGGAGGAGGAGGACGAUGAUGUUGAGGAUGAAGGCAAGACCAAGAGGAAGAUGGCUACAACAAAGAAGAAAAAUGGAGGGGAAGAUCAACAAGGGGAUCGGCCAGCUGAAUGCAAGCAGCAGUAAACUUUUUAUGAAUGAAGUAUUUUCUGGACCUUUAGAUUAAAGUUUGGAGGGUCUGUUUUGAGGUGUUGGUCAAUUAAACUGAAUUUGUUCUCAUUCCCUGCUGUCUUUUUAUCUGGAAAAACUGAGAAAGAAGGGUGGGGGAACCGAAUUUUUUUGGUGUCUCUAAUCCGUGGUAGCUAUUCUUUUACUCGUGUGUGGGUAUCGCGUAUUAUGUUCAUGCAUGUUUGGUUGGUUGGGGUCCUUGGGGAAGAUUUUUUUUACUGCCUAGUGUGUACACAGAUGAACCAUUAAUUCUUAUAUUUAUUAUAUAUAGCAGACUGCUGUUAUGCCUUCA